AUGACAUUCAAUCAAUCACAUCAUCCACAGCAGCAGCAGCAGCAGCAACAACAACAACAACAACACCAUCAACAACAACAACAUCAACAACUACAACAACAAUAUCAAUCCGGUUUGCAACAACAGCAACAAUAUCAACCAGAUCAACAACAUCAACGUCAGCAUUCUUCAGAUCAUCAAUCGCACCACUUUCGUCAUCAACGUAAUCAAUCAAUCACUUCUCAAACUUCAUCUCAGUCGAUUCAUCAUCAUCAGCUACCUAUUGUAUCUUCUCCUGCCCUUUCUUUUGCAAGUGUACCUAAUCACAAUCAUCAUCAUGAUUCAGCUUAUGUGGAUGAACCACUUCAGAUGGAGGGUGAAUUUGCUUCAUUGGAUUUACAUUCAUCUUCAAAUCAAACCUUGAAUCACUUUUUACAACAGCAACAACAGAACAAUCAACCAACCAGUUCAAAUCAAUACCCACAACGUUAUGAUACCCUCACUUGGGCUAGAGAACAUGCUUUACCUGAACUUCGUCAAGAUACCAUGUUGGCUACCGGUGGUUUACAUCCCAAGACUUCAGUCUCUAGUAUCACUGCUUAUUUGGACAAUCAAACUUCAGCUCAUCCUCAACAUGCUGAUGUUUCACAAUCUAAUGCAUCUACCGAUCGAUCGAUUUGCUCAUCCUCAUCACCUUCAUUAGCAUCUCUCCUUCACAAAUCAAUAAUUUACCUUCACCUUUCCUGA
This is a messenger RNA of Melampsora larici-populina 98AG31, 726 nucleotides long. RefSeq lists its product as uncharacterized. The record is from RefSeq and is a predicted model, not a curated record. NCBI's taxonomy places the organism in Eukaryota, Fungi, Basidiomycota, Pucciniomycetes, Pucciniales, Melampsoraceae. The transcript has 2 exons. Bases 1 to 726 code for a protein of 241 amino acids.